GCCACCCGCCGGCAUUACCCACUGCCACCCCUAGAGAGGAUGACGAGCGUUUCGCUAUCGAGAGAGAGAGGAUGAUGAACAUGCGUUGUUUAUAUUUAAGAAAUCCAUACAGUAACCCUUCUUCUCGCUCUUAAAACUACCAAGUCCCAAUAAUAAGAUGCCUUUUUCCAGCAGGUAAACUCAGAGGCAGGAAGCUUAUCAGAGAGAGAGGCGUGGCGAUUGAUGGGCGAGUUUUUGUUGAGAUGCAUAUGUGAUUCUGAUCAAUAUUGAGAUGAAUAUGUGAUUGUGAUCGAUAGGAAUUUAUUGAGAAAUUGGUUAGUUUGGAAUCAUGUGGCAAUCCAUCUCUCUUACAUUGGCCGCAACGGCUGGAAACAACAUUGGGAAAGUGUUGCAGAAGAAGGGCACCCUCAUCUUACCUCCCCUCUCCUUCAAGCUCAAGGUGCUAAGGGCAUAUGCAAUCAACAAAGCAUGGGUCACAGGUCUUCUUAUUGAUAUAAUUGGGGCUUUGUUAAUGCUGAGGGCCUUAUCUCAAGCACCUGUCUCCAUUAUACAACCUGUUUCUGGCUGUGGAUUAGCAAUACUUUCUAUUUUUUCACAUUUUUACUUGAAGGAGAUCAUGAAUGCUGUUGACUGGGUAGGAAUUACCUUAGCUGGUGUUGGCACAAUAGGUGUUGGUAUUGGAGGAGAGGAGCAAAGCGGUUCUACAAUAUCAUUUAUCCACCUACUUUGGCUGGUUUCCAUUGUUGCCAUUUUGUUUGUCCUUUUGAAUGGAUGGCUUCGAAUUUUCAAACAUCAACGCCGUGAACAAGAGUUGAUGCAUUUUGAUGUUGUUGAGGAAAUCAUUUCUGGCUUGGAGUCGGGCAUUUUAUUCGGGAUGGCUUCAGUAAUUUCAAAAAUGGGAUUUGUAUUUUCAGAGCAGGGCUUCCCAAAGGUGUUCAUUCCUAUUUGCAUCUCAAUCAGCAUAUGCUGUAGUGGGAUCGGAUUCUUUUAUCAGACUCGAGGCUUAAAGCAUGGAAGGGCAAUUGUGGUUUCCACAUGUGCAGCUGUAGCAUCAAUCCUGACAGGUGUGCUUGCUGGCAUGCUUGCGCUGGGUGAACAACUGCCUGCUGCUCCAUUGGCCCGUCUUUUCGUCUUGCUUGGCUGGCUGCUUAUCAUGGCUGGGGUAAUCCUACUUGUAAGUUCGCAGAAGCUCCUCUUUCUUGCUCCUCGGCCUUUGAGACAGUUUCUACAUGGGGGCAGCGAAAGGAAUUUCGGUAUUAGAAGGUCCAAUUCAGUUCGUCUCAGAGACCCAAGUCCUACUACCCUUGUUUCGAUCAGCCCUCUCCACCACUUGAAAGCUUCUCCAGCCAAAGCAAAGACCUGAUGUCAUUGUUUCCUUUACUCUCUUAGAGACACAUCCGAAAGCAAUAGAGAUAGUGUAAAGCUGGACAAGUGAAGUGUAAACCAGCAUCUAAAGUCGAAGAAGAUCAUACUUGGAUUAGCAAGAUUCUUUCGUCUUACUACGUAAAUCUUCUGCAGUCCGGUUCGGAAAUUCGCAUUUGUUUGUAAUUUUGUUUUUCUUUAACUAUUAUUUUAUCCGUAUUCAAGGAUCUAGUGUUUCUUCAUUUACUCUUACCUUUGAUUGCCGUGCUUUAUCACGGCAUCGUUAGUAUAUCCAUUUUCCUUCAACUGGGAUGUGUAUACAUAUCAAGCAUAAACUGUGUUCAAUCAUACAUAUUCUGAGUGAUCAUAUUGUUAUGCUGUGCUCAGAUUCCAGUGUGUACAACGUUAUAAAAAAACAAGAGAUUCCAGUAUGCACAAUAAUGCAAGAACGCAUGGUCAUCAUUU
This is a messenger RNA of Amborella trichopoda, 1827 nucleotides long. Its product is annotated as magnesium transporter, putative (DUF803). Gene Ontology annotation, molecular function: magnesium ion transmembrane transporter activity. The record is from RefSeq and is a predicted model, not a curated record. Gene Ontology annotation, biological process: magnesium ion transport. NCBI's taxonomy places the organism in Eukaryota, Viridiplantae, Streptophyta, Magnoliopsida, Amborellales, Amborellaceae. Gene Ontology annotation, cellular component: membrane.